Hippoglossus stenolepis (Pacific halibut) is the source of this 1178-nucleotide messenger RNA. It is a transcript of the gene commd9, whose product is annotated as COMM domain containing 9. The record is from RefSeq and is a predicted model, not a curated record. Lineage: Eukaryota; Metazoa; Chordata; Actinopteri; Pleuronectiformes; Pleuronectidae. The coding region runs from base 59 to 646 and encodes 195 amino acids. The transcript is spliced from 6 exons.
GCCGUAGCGCGGCGUCUUUCUGUCACAUGACUGGUAGUGACGUCACGUGUUUUUCGACAUGGCCGCCUCCGUCUCUAGUGAAGAUCUGAUCAACCUGCAGCUUCUGUUAAAGGCUCCGUCCAAAGAUGCAGUGAGAGAUGUUUGUGUCCAGAGUCACAGAGACCCGGGUCGGCGGCUCGCUGAAACCACGGCAACGACGCUCAACAUCCCUUCAGCCCAGGCUGCACAGCUCGUCCGCUCUCUCCACACUCUCUCUCAUCACGUCCUCUUCUACAACCUCAGCUCUCCAGAGCAGAUCCUCGCUCUCUUCCCCGAGUCGUUUCACCCCAGUCUGAAGAACCUGAUCACAAAGAUCCUGCUGGAGAACAGUCCAACAUGGAGGACGGAGGCGGCGGGUGAGCAGAUCUCUCUCCCUCAGCUGAAGGACCUGGACUGGCGGGUUCACAUGGUGACUGGUUCAGACUCACUCAGUCGCAUGUCGGUUCCGACCUGCCUGGUUCAGCUGAAGGUGGAGGAUCCGUGUCCAUCAGCAGGCAGUGAGUCGGUUUCUACGGUGACGGUGGAGCUCAGCAGGGAGUCUCUGGACACCAUACUGGACGGACUGGGACGCAUCAGAGACCAGCUGUCGGUGGUCGCUGCCAAAUAGACUCAAACGAUUGUGAUUGAAUCAACGUGUCACUGACAGAUUUUGUGGCAUUUCAGAUUUUUUAUCUUCACGUUUGACCUUUGUUGUUUUCCUCAGUUUUGUAAAUUCAUCAGUUCGCAGAUUGACAUGUUUGUUUUGAUUGAGAUAAAACUUUAUUCGUCUUCUCUGGGUCUGAUUUUCAGCUAUUUAACUAAAUCUGAUGAACUGUCGAAUACUUUAUCUGCUCCAUCAACUGUAAAUAAAGAUGGACGACACGGCAGCUCCCAAAAGUGAAGCCAAAGCGUCUCACCACAGCCGGCCACCAGGGGGAUUGAAAAACAGCCAAACCAACCUGCUGAGACGUGUCUUUAUUUUUUUAAAUGACAGAAAACACAAAAUGAUUGAUUCUUCAUGUCACUGUAACUAAACUACAUUUCCCUGAAGCUUUAACAUUUCAACUUUGCAUGCAGAGGAAAAUUAACAUUUGUGUCUAAAAUAUCAUCAAAAACAUCUUGUUUUUCAUUUGACAAAAAUUAAAACAAAACCAUUUUUA